This is a messenger RNA of Peronospora belbahrii, 1347 nucleotides long. NCBI's taxonomy places the organism in Eukaryota, Oomycota, Peronosporomycetes, Peronosporales, Peronosporaceae. The record is from the annotation of a GenBank genome assembly.
AUGCAAGGACUAUUGGGUAAAUUAACCACAUUACAAGUAGAUAAGGAUUUAUUACAACGUACGAAGAUUGGUGCCGCUGUCAAUAAAUUAAAAAAGCAUGAGGAUGAAAUUGUACGAGGAUAUAGUACGAGUCUGACGAAAAAGUGGAAGCAUCAAGUUGGCAUGGCAGCGACCAAGAGUGACGCACGUGAGAAACAACGCGUUGCAACGUAUUCACCGAUACAACAACCAAAUGGAGGCAAUCAAAAGAAGUUUGAGAGUGCAAGGAAAAAGUUACAGGAAGGACGAAGAGGAGCGACAGUAUCUACAGCACCAUCGAGGAGCUCUAUUGGAAGAGCGCAGUUAACGCAACGCCGUGCACUCUCGAGUACAAGCCAUCGAGCGGCAUCGGCACCACCAGUUUCUCGUCGACUGCUACCGUCAUUGAGCAGUCAGCUACAGAAAAGACGUCCUACCGCAUCUCGUGUCAAUAUGUCAGCUGAAGAGAAACACCGCCAGCGCCAGCUUAAAUACAGAGCGCUGUCUGGACAGGGAGGUUUUGAAUCAGGCUGUCGAGGGCCUGAGCGCGCUCGUAGUAGUUGCAGUGGCACGAGGGGUAGUGAAAGAUCGAAGUCCGUAUCGCGACCAUCCAGUGCUUCGUCAUUGAAAGGUGGCUCGGCACCAAGAGAUCUUCCAAUCGUAGUGGAUGCACGCAAGGCAAUGUUGGACAAAAUGUACCCGCGUGUGUGUGGUGUAGGAAAUACCUUGAAUAGCAGUACCUCGUCGAGUGGUGGUAAGAAAAGUCGACCAAGUACAGCAGCGAAAAGGAAGGAAACACACUACACUGAGGGACAGCGCGAAGUAAUAUCAUGGCUCAAGGGCUUGAGUGUAGACAUGAGCGAGUAUGCUCCAGCUUUUUUCGAGAACGGUUUUGACUCUGUGAAGUUGCUCAGCACAAUUGAAAAAUCAGACCUGCCGUCGCUGGUACCUAAGAAGGGUCACCACCGUUUGAUCCAACAGGCUUUGGAUGAGCUGUGGCACAAACACUCUACAUCCGCAGCUUUACAGCGACGGGAUCGUUUCCAAAAGGAAUCGCAUAGGCGACGUAGUGAUCCAUUUGAAGAGGAAGAUUCGGACGAUAGCUUUGUGGUUAGCGAUGAUGGUGAGUAUCGUCCGGGUCAUAUUGCCGCAAUGUUUCGCAAGAAUCGAAAGCGGCGAUAUUCGAUUGAUUCUGAGGAUUCAAUAAACAUGGAGGCUUCAUUCGACGAGAUACAGAAAGAAGAAAAGCGCAGUGCUUUGUACGGUGAAUACGAAGAUUUCAGAGAGGACUUGCGCAACAAGAAGAUGUUGAAAAAGAAAAAAGUGUAA